ACAAUAGGUCUACGCUCUGUAGUAUCAUUACAUCCGCACUCCCUUCCCAUAAUUACCGCCGUAAAACGACCGGCGAGGGAGGUGGAGCUUCGCCGCCGCCGUGUCCGUACUAUAAAUCAUCUACAGAUAUGUGAAAGUAUAAACAAUAAUUAAGAUGAAGAAUCUGUUUGUCAAAAAGGUAUUAGUAUAAAACCCAUUUUCCACUCAGUAGUGGGCUGGAACUCCAUUUUUCAACUACUCUGAUUUUCUUGCUUUAUCCCUCUUCCUACUUUACCAAACCUAAUCCUCUCCUUGAACCCCACUUUAAAUAUCUCCCAUUGGCCUCUAAAUUUUUAUUGUUUGUUGAACCAUUCUCCUGCGAUUCGGGUAGUUGUCGCUCUUGUCCCUCUCAUGCCCGUAGGAAUUGGUUAACUAUAAAGAAUUUCAGUGGAUAGAGUUGUUUAUUUUUGAGCUAAAAUCAGCUGGUUUUCUUGUUGUGUCGAAGAAGAUGUGCCUUUGAUUUGAGCAGUAAAUGGUGGGGAAGUGGUGAUUGAAGAAAGGGCGAAAAUGGUGGUGCGGAAAGUGGGGAAGUAUGAGGUGGGGAGGACAAUAGGGGAAGGGACAUUUGCGAAAGUGAAGUUCGCUCAGAAUACUGAGACUGGGGAGAGCGUUGCCAUGAAAGUCCUCGAUCGCUCCACCAUAAUCAAGCACAAGAUGGUUGAUCAGAUAAAAAGGGAGAUAUCUAUAAUGAAGCGUGUUAGACACCCUUAUGUUGUUCGUUUACAUGAGGUUAUAGCAAGUCGCACGAAGAUCUAUAUCAUAUUGGAAUUUAUCACAGGUGGAGAAUUGUUUGAUAAAAUAGUUCACCAUGGGCGACUUAGUGAAUCUGAAUCUAGAAGAUACUUCCAGCAGCUUAUUGAUGGUGUGGAUUAUUGCCACAGUAAGGGAGUCUAUCAUAGAGACUUAAAGCCUGAAAAUCUACUACUUGAUUCCCUAGGAAAUCUUAAAAUCUCUGAUUUCGGGCUAAGUGCAUUGCCUGCAGAAGGAGUCAGCCUUCUCCGUACAACCUGUGGUACUCCUAAUUAUGUUGCACCGGAGGUUCUUAGUCAUAAAGGCUACAACGGUGCUUUGGCAGAUAUCUGGUCAUGUGGGGUUAUCCUUUAUGUUCUGAUGGCUGGUUAUCUGCCAUUUGAUGAAAUUGAUCUAACAACAUUGUAUGGGAAGAUUGAGAAUGCAGAAUUUUCAUGCCCAUCCUGGUUCCCAGUUGGAGCAAGAUCCUUGAUACAUAGAAUUUUAGACCCAAAUCCUGAAACACGUAUUCGGAUAGAAGAAAUCAGAAAUGAUGAGUGGUUUAAAAAGAAUUAUAGUCCCGUCAGACUUCCUGAAACUGAAGACAUUGAUUUGGAUGAUGUUAAUGCUGCUUUUGAUGAUCCAGAGGAAGAACUGCCUACUGAGCAAUGUGGAAGUGAUGAUAUGGGGCCUCUGGUUCUGAAUGCAUUUGAUUUGAUUAUUCUUUCUCAAGGAUUAAAUCUUUCAGCAUUGUUCGAUCGCAGGAAGGAUUCUCUGAAACAUCAAACACGGUUUGUUUCACAAAGACCUGCAAAGGUUGUCUUAUCAAGUAUGGAAGUCGUUGCGCAGUCAAUGGGUUUCAAGACGCACAUUCGUAAUUAUAAGAUGAGGGUUGAAGGUCUUUCUGCAAACAGAACUUCACACUUCUCCGUGAUCGUGGAGAUUUUUCAAGUUGCACCGACAUUUAUUAUGGUUGACAUCCAGAAAGCAGCUGGAGAUGCUGAGGAAUAUCUCAAGUUCUACAAUAACUUCUGUAACAAUCUUGAUGAUAUCAUCUGGAAGCCGCCAGAUGAAAUGCCCAAAUCACGGAUCGCCAAGACCAAGAGUAGAAAGAGAUGAUCUUACUGGUUCCUGUUUCUGUACAAUAUAAAUGCUUUUGUCGUUGAGGCUGUCAUCCCACAGUUGAGUUAUGUGAGAUUGAGUAACAUGGACUAGUUCAAUAUUAACCGAAUCUGCUUCUUUCUGCUGCUGAUUUUACUCCUUAGCUUUCAGGACAGUAAGAACAGUCAAGAUGAGGCUCGUUUUUGAGUAAUUUUACUUAUUGUUUCCUUUUGAUGUAAGAGUUUCCCUCGCCUUGUCAAAUGUGAUGGCCUUUUCCCUUAUUGAUUGGCCUUGGUGUAUUGAAAGUAUACACAGCCGUUUAGCGGGAAAAUCUAGCUUCGCUCAGUUUUGAAUUAUACAUUUGUUAUGCGAUUGGUAUAUAGUUGAAAAGUACAUGUAACACAACAGGUAUAAUUAUACUCGAUAUGUGAUUAAUUUGGUUCGAUCAAA
This is a messenger RNA of Sesamum indicum (sesame), 2319 nucleotides long. Its product is annotated as CBL-interacting serine/threonine-protein kinase 8. NCBI's taxonomy places the organism in Eukaryota, Viridiplantae, Streptophyta, Magnoliopsida, Lamiales, Pedaliaceae. Gene Ontology annotation, molecular function: protein serine/threonine kinase activity; ATP binding. The record is from RefSeq and is a predicted model, not a curated record. Gene Ontology annotation, biological process: protein phosphorylation; signal transduction.